This is a messenger RNA of Sungouiella intermedia, 1284 nucleotides long. NCBI's taxonomy places the organism in Eukaryota, Fungi, Ascomycota, Pichiomycetes, Serinales, Metschnikowiaceae. The record is from the annotation of a GenBank genome assembly.
AUGAGUAAUCACUCUCUAGCAAACACAAGGCUUUUCCAGCCAAUCAGGGUAGGAAGCUGUCUUCUCAAGCAUCGUGUGGUGCAUGCUCCCACGUCAAGAUCUCGAUCCAGCGUUGAUUUUAUCGUCACGGAUAUUAUGCUUGAUUAUUACCAGCUGAGAUCUCAAUAUCCGGGCACCUUGGUUAUUAUGGAGUCGACUUUGGUGUCUGAGCUCGGAGGACUCAGUCCAUUCAAGCCAGGUGCUUUCAACACUCGCCAAAGGGCUGCUCUCGGCAAGAUUUUCCACGAGAUCCACCAAAAUGGCUCGUUUGUCUCUAUCCAAUUAGUUGCUCCGGGAAGAGUAGGCGCACCUUCUCUUGCCAAACAACAUAAUGUGCCGCUUGUAGCUCCAUCGGAGAUUUAUAUUGAUGACGCUCAAAAGCAGAAAAUCGCCGAUGCUGGCGUAGAAUUACAGGCUAUGACUGAGGCUCAGAUUGCAACCAUUCAGGACCAGUUCGUGGAUGCUGCCGUGGGCGUAAUUGAAGAAAGCGGAGCGGACUUUGCAGAAAUUCAUGCAACUUCUGGAUUUUUAGUGGAGCAAUUCCUCUCUCCCUUGUCCAAUCAGAGAACCGACCAAUAUGGUGGUUCCAUCGAGAAUAGAGCCCGCUUUUUACUUGAGUUGGUCGAUAAGUACUUCAAGCACCCCAAAAUAGGUCUGCUGAGAACAGCUCUCCGUCUUGGUCCUUGGUCUACUCAUAAUGGAAUGGUAUACCCUGAUUAUGAGAACAUUAGUGAUCAUCCUAUGCUCCAGAUUAGCGAGUACAUCAUGAAUGAAUUGCAGAAGCGCAAAGAUAGCGGCCUGGAGAUUGCAUACGUGUCGAUAGUAGAGCCGCGAGUGUCGGGAAGCGCUGAUGUUGAAGGCUGGGAGACCUCCAAGCAGUCCAACUCGUCACUUUUGCCACUCUACGAUGGAGUAAUCAUUCGCUCCGGGGCAUAUGCUACCAAUUACAAGGGAGAAAGUUUAAAGUCCAAUGUGGUUCGGAAAGUUGGUGAUACAUUGAUGCAUUAUGAGCAAUUGUUAAAUGAUGUCGAGGCUGAUGACCGAACCUUGAUUGGACUUUCCAGGCCAUUCACCUCGAAUCCUGAUUUGAUUGAACGAUUGAAGAAGGGUCUUGAGCUCACAGCAUACGAUAGACAGUAUUUUUACACUCAUACAAAGAGAGGAUAUUUGACCUUUGGCAAGUAUGACGAGGAAGUUGUUUUGACAAGCGACGAGUUGGAUGAAGUUGGAGUUCCAGUAGCUUGA